AUGGCGCACCGCGAUCAAGCACCGUAUGCGCCCCAGGAUCCCAAAGAGAUUACAAACCUGGUUCAUGCUCUCGAAGCGCACCAGGGUAAGAAGGGCAAUGGCGGCUUCUCGGUCAAGAAACACACGUUCUCGCUACCCAAUGGCCGGACCGUCGACUCAUGGAAGAUGAACGAUUGGGACUAUAAGAAAGCGAACCUUCCGACAUACGCCCGAGGACUGUUUACAUACAAGAACCGGGAAGGCAACUUUGAGAUUGUCACAAGAGGGUACGACAAGUUCUUCAACCACGGUGAGAUUAGGAAGACUGAGUGGAGGAACGUGGAGCAACAUACUCAGGGUCCAUACGAGCUGAGUGUCAAGGAGAAUGGCUGCAUCAUCUUCGUGUCUGGUCUAGAUGAUGACACGCUACUGGUGUGCAGCAAACACUCGACUGGUCCACGAGGCGACGAGCUCAGCCAUGCCCAGGCAGGUGAGCAGUGGGUGGAGCGCCAUGUCACGAGUGUUGGCAGGAAGAAGGAGGAUCUUGCUCGGACGCUUCGAUCCAUGAACGCGACACUCGUGGCUGAGCUAUGCGACGACGACUUCGAGGAGCACGUCCUAGCAUACACCAAAGACCAGGCUGGUCUAUACAUCCACGGUAUCAACCUAAACCUGCCCGAGUUCGCAACGUAUCCAGGCCAUCUCGUCGACAAGUUCGCGGACGAGUGGGGUAUGAAGAAGGUCACAUACGUAACGGAGAACGACAUCAAAGAGGUCAAGAAGUUCUUGGAGAAGGUCGCAGAAACGGGCAACUACGAAGGCCGCGACACAGAGGGUUUCGUCAUCCGCUGCCAGGCACGCGAGUCUGAGGGUGCGCCAUAUGUAGAUUGGUUCUUCAAGUACAAGUUCGAAGAGCCGUACCUCAUGUACCGCCAGUGGCGUGAGUGCACCAGGGCUCUGAUCGCUGGCAAGCCACCACGCUACAAGAAGCACGAGGCCAUCACCAAGGAGUAUCUGGACUUUGCCCGACGGCAGUUUGCCCAGAACAAGGACCUGGCAAAGCAGUACAACGCGAAUCAUGGCAUCAUUAAGAUGCGCGACGACUUCCUCAAAUUCCGCGGGACGACUGGUGCAGACAUUAUCAGGCAGGAAAUGCAGAACGGGCCCGUCGAGAGCAAGAAAGCGGACCGAAAUAUUGUGCUCGUUCCUAUUGCAACGAUUGGAUGCGGAAAGACGACUCUAGCUCUCGCUCUGGUGAAAUUGUUUGGUUGGGGUCAUUUCCAGAACGACAACGUCAAGGCUAAGAAGGGACGUGGUCAAAUCUUCGCAGACACCAUCUCUUCUUUGCUGGUCACAAAUCCUGUCGUCAUUGCCGAUCGCAACAACCAUCAGAAACGCGAGCGUGACCAGAUCUUCAAUGAUAUCUCGAAAAACGUGCCUGACGUCCGGUUCGUCGCACUGCACUAUGUUCACGAUCGAUCCAACUACGACCGCAUUCGACAGGCAACACAGACGCGUGUGCUCGAUCGUGGAGACAAUCACCAGACUAUUCAAGCAGGCUCGAAAGGCAGGGAUGAAAUUGUCCAGAUCAUGGAGGGCUUCAUGUAUCGCUUCCAGCCAGUCGACCCUUCAGGCAAGCCGGACGAUCUGUUCGAUCUCGUCAUCGACCUGGACCCGACCGUCGACUCGCGCGAGAACCUAGAGACAAUCAUCAGCAAGAUGUUCGAGACGUAUCCUGCUCUGUUCGCCGGUAAAGACAUGCCAACUGACCCCGAUAUGGACGCUGCCAUCCAAUGGGCCAUGAACGACUACACACCCGAUUUCAAGAUGGACCUCUCAAACAACAAGAACGACAAGAGAGGUAACAACCAAAACCAACAAAAUAGCCAACAACGCGGAGCCAAUAACCAGCAAGCUCAACCUGCAAAGCCAAAGAAAGCACCACGCAUGGAAUACUUCUCCGUCCGCCUCGACACUGCUCGCAUAAACUCCAUCCUCGAUUCCCUGUUCAACGACAAAGACGCAAACACCGCACGCAUGUACAAGCAACUCAAGCAAACCCGGCGUGUGCAGAACGAAUUCCACGUCACACUCAUCCACCGCGCAUCUGCACCCCAAAACCAAGAGUACUGGGAUAAACUCGGCAAACUGCACGACGCCUGCCAGAAGACAAGCUCGAGCGGCGCCUGGGAGCCGGAGCUAGGUACAUGUGACGUCUUGCUUGAGCGAGUGGUGUGGGACGAUCGCAUCAUGUGUUUUGUUGUCAGGUUGAACGGAUCUAGUACGCUACAGGUAGAUGAUGGUGCCGCGGGUACUACAACGACGGAGGAGUUGUUGUUUGAGACGGUGAACCCCAUGGCGCAUGUCACGGUUGGGACGGCGGAUCAAGGUAUCAAGCCCAUGGAGAGUAAUGCGUUACUCCAGCGCUGGUUGAACGGAGGGUCUGGAGGCGAUACGGGCAUUGGCGAGGUUAGUGUUAGGGGGAGCCAGGUGAUUAAGGGGAGCGUGAGGGGUGUGCUGGGUCGGUCGUAG
This is a messenger RNA of Alternaria burnsii, 2511 nucleotides long. Its product is annotated as trna ligase. Gene Ontology annotation, molecular function: ATP binding; phosphoric diester hydrolase activity; GTP-dependent polyribonucleotide 5'-hydroxyl-kinase activity. Bases 1 to 2511 code for a protein of 836 amino acids. The record is from RefSeq and is a predicted model, not a curated record. The transcript has a single exon. Gene Ontology annotation, cellular component: nuclear inner membrane. Gene Ontology annotation, biological process: tRNA splicing, via endonucleolytic cleavage and ligation. Lineage: Eukaryota; Fungi; Ascomycota; Dothideomycetes; Pleosporales; Pleosporaceae.